AUGCCCUGGCGCUUUCUCCACGGCGUGGCUUCUGGGGAUCCACUUCCGGAUGCCAUCGUGCUGUGGACACGUGUCACCCCCAACGGCACGAGUGCAGCGCGAGCGCUGGUGGUGCGGUGGCAGAUUUGGGAGGGCGAGAAUAAGCUGCUGUUUGGUGAGGACACAGCUGAAGAAAGGCACGACUUCACGGUGAAGGUGGAUGUGCACUCCAGACUCUUCCGGCCAGGUGUGGCCUACACCUACUCCUUUACCAGCGACGGUGCCACGUCUCCUUGGGGCACCUUCCGCUUGCCGCCGAAGCGGGGCGUCGCGCUGAAACACUUGGACUAUGCCAUCUUCAGCUGCGCCAAUCGAGGUUUCGGCAACUUUGCCGCCUACUCAGAAGCUGUAGACCGUGUGGCUGGUGGCUUGGACUUCUGGCUGCAUCUGGGUGACUUCAUCUAUGAGUAUGGCCAGCAGAAGUAUCCGUCACCUGCCAAGACACGCGUGCCUGGACUGGAACCGGCGCAUGAUCUGGUGAGCCUGGCGGAUUAUCGCCUGAGACAUGCCUUCUAUCGAUUGGAUCCCGAACUGCAGCGCCUCUCGGCGGCCGCGCCAAUGAUCUCCAUCUGGGACGACCACGAGGUGGCGAACGAUGACUGGAUGCACGGCGCGGAGAACCACCACGAGGCACAGCAGGGUGCCUACGAGGCACGGAAGAGGGCAGCCAUCCAGGCGUACCACGAGUGGCUCCCCACACGGCCCGACGUCGACGUUGACUCCAACCGCUCGGCGGUGCCCUGGAUGCGCUGGCGGCGCUUCGACUUCGGAGACUUGGCCACGCUGCUGAUGCUGGAGACUCGACUGGUGGGGAGGACGACGCAGGCGGAAAUGACCUGGGCCAGCGUCCACGAGGACAUCCGGAAGAUUUUGGAUGGCUUCUUGGGAAUCUCACCCUAUGCCUGGCCCGGUGGCGAGAUCGAGUUUGAGAUCUCCAAGAUCCGCAAGAAGGUUGAGGAGCACCGGACGAAGAAGGAUAAGUACAUGCUGGGAAAAGAGCAGUUGACCUGGAUCGAAGAACAAGUGGCCUCCACCUCGAAAUGGCUUUUGCUGGGGCAAGCUCAGGUGGUGCAGGAGCUGUUGCCUCCCAACUUCUUCCAAGCGAUCUUGGAUCAGCAGAAGAAAGAUGCCAAGAUCGCCCAAUACUGGAAAACGUUGCUGCACAAUCUGACGAAAUUGGGAUUUGUUUACCACGACUUUCAGGCCAAGAAGAACUUCACCACCACGCCUGAGAUGCGCAAUGACUUCCUGGUGGACCUGGCGGCCGGGCGCUUCGGCGUCCAAAUCAACUUCGACGGCUGGACUGGGUACGUCGCCGAGCGCGAGCGCCUCAUCCACCUGCUGAGCAGCACACCCGCCAGCGCCAGCGCCGUGGUCUACGGCGGGGACUCGCACAACGCCUGGGCAGGCCACUUGAAGCACAGUGAUGGCCGAGCUGUUGCAGUAGACUUCGAUGGAAUGGCGGUCACAAGCCCUGGCAUGGAAGGCAUCCGACCCUUCGUGCCCCCGGAGUUCGAGGCGGCGGCGUGGUAUGCGGCGAACCCCGACCUGGUUUGGGCGGACACCUCCAAGCGUGGCUUCAUGUUGGUGCAUCUCAGUCACCAGACUCAACACCUGGAGUACAUUGCCGUGGAUGUGGCCACCCCCAGCCGAGGCUUGGCCACUUCCGAGUGCUUGGCGGCCUUCGACGUGCAACACGGCGAAGUGAAGAUCCAGCCCAGUGCUUGCAGCAGACGCCCAAAGUUGGCAGACGUCGCUGCGCUGGAGCCUCAAGCUAUGGUGCCCAUUUGGUCCCUGCUGGUGGCCUGCUGCCUGGGCACGCUGCUGGGUGGCUGUUUCUGUCGCCUCAAGCAGCGCUGGUCUGGCACCAAGCGUAGCUACGAGCAUUGUGAGGCCGCGGAGGUUCCUCCCUGCAACUUGGGCGCCACGGAGCUCCGCUGA
This is a messenger RNA of Durusdinium trenchii, 1980 nucleotides long. NCBI's taxonomy places the organism in Eukaryota, Dinophyceae, Suessiales, Symbiodiniaceae. The record is from the annotation of a GenBank genome assembly.